AUGCGACAAACGUUAGUAUUCGGCGCAAAGCUAACAGGAAUAUUAGUGCACUCAAAAAACAUAGUACACGGUGAUCUCACCGGCAACAACAUUCUCAUCGAUGAGAACGGCAAUGCCUUCGUGGCUGACCACGGAGUUCUCAUUUUCUGUGCCGAACUCCAUGGCACCUCAUAUAUCAGAAGCAAUGUGCGGUGGGCCGCGCCUGAAAACUUUCAAGUCCCGGAAGAUGACGAGUCAAUGAGCUCACCCCAAUUGGUAUCAGACAUAUAUUCUUUCGGGUGCAUUAUGUUGCAGGUAUUCACAGGAAAAGUUCCGUAUUCCGAAUUUCGAAGUGACCAUCAAGUUACCAUGCAGAUACUCAGAGGCCGGAAGCCUGCUCGACCAGUGACUCCGCCCAUUGCAGAUGCUCUAUGGGAUUUCAUGCAGAAGUGCUGGCUCGAUGAACCGGAACACAGACCUUCAGCCAAGGAAGUUCUGAUAUUUAUACAAGGACAGCUGAACCUGCCACAGGAAAGCUCCCGGCUCUCAUGCAACUCAUGA
Messenger RNA from Suillus subaureus, 540 nucleotides. RefSeq names its product kinase-like domain-containing protein. The record is from RefSeq and is a predicted model, not a curated record. NCBI's taxonomy places the organism in Eukaryota, Fungi, Basidiomycota, Agaricomycetes, Boletales, Suillaceae. Bases 1 to 540 code for a protein of 179 amino acids. The transcript has 2 exons. Gene Ontology annotation, biological process: protein phosphorylation. Gene Ontology annotation, molecular function: protein kinase activity; ATP binding.